ACAACGCCAACGAUUGUGGAAUUAGUAGGUUUAUCUUUCCUGAAAAGGUUCUAGAUUUCGAGCUGAAACUAUCGGAGCAUGAAUGGGAAUCGUCUCGGUCUCGGAAACACCAUCGGUGACGCUGUUUCGAGGCUCAGAUUCUCUCCAGAGUCCAAUACCCUUCUGGUUUCUUCAUGGGAUUCUUAUCUCAGGUUGUACAAUGUUGAGAGAUCAGAGCUUAUUUCAGAAUUGCCCUCCGAGGCUGCUCUACUUGAUUGCUGUUUCGAGAAUGUGUCGACUUCUUUUAGCACCGGUUCUGAUGGAUGUAUCCGAAGGUAUGAUUUGAACGUUGGAACGAUUGAAACAAUUGGAAGACAUGAUGAUGUUGCAACAUCCAUUGUGUACUCGGGUGAAAAAGGUGAAGUCGUUUCUGCUGGUUUGGAUGAGAAGAUCAAAGUCUGGGAUGCACGACAAAGGAAGAGUCUUGUGUAUGCUACUUCUACAUGUGCAGCAGUGGGAUGCAUGGCAAUCUCUGGAUUCAACUUAGUAGUUUGCAUCGAAGCAUACAUGCUUAUAUACGAUCUGCGUAACUUACAACAACCCUUUCAAUCUUGUCCAUCGCAAGUCGAUGUUCCUAUCAGAUGCGUCACAUCCGUUCCUUGUUCCAGAGGAUAUGCAGUUGGGUCAGUGGAUGGACGAGUAGCAUUGGAUUUCGCGGAUACAGCAUCCUCCAGUGAGAUCAAAUAUACCUUUCGGUGUCAUCCAAAGUCCAAGAACGGAAAACUGUAUCUUGCUUCUGUAAACGGCAUUGAAUUCAAUCCAUGUGGCUCUGGGACUUUUGUCACUGGUGACAACGAGGGAUACGUUAUCGCAUGGGAUGCUCAAAGCAGAAGAAAACUCUUCGAGAUGCCAAGAUACCCGAAUAGCAUUGCAUCAUUGGCAUUUAACCACACUGGAGAGCUCGUGGCCAUUGCUUCGAGCCAUACUUAUCAGGAAGCUAAAGAAAAAGAAGAGCCUCCUCAAGUGUUCAUUCACAGGUGGUUGGACAGAGAAGGCGAGAGACCCUUAUCUAUUUUUUGUUCGGACACCAAGAAACAGUGAAGAGAAUUCGUUAUCCACUUGUUGUCUACGUUUGGUCACAUGGUUGACUUUGACUUGUACCUUCCUUUGGUCUUGUAUAAUGUAAAUCUAUGCUACUGUAGUUCACUCAAAACGCAGCGUUUCGAAUAAUAAGCAAUUCGACGCCGCACGUGUGGGACCGCGUCGUUUGCACGCGAUGACGAAGAUAUUUUUAUCAUCCCAAACAAAUCUGGCCGUACA
Molecule: messenger RNA, 1299 nt
Organism: Tarenaya hassleriana
Lineage: Eukaryota; Viridiplantae; Streptophyta; Magnoliopsida; Brassicales; Cleomaceae
Product: mitotic checkpoint protein BUB3.3
Exons: 9
Coding region: 79-1080 (333 amino acids)
Biological process (GO): mitotic spindle assembly checkpoint signaling
Cellular component (GO): bub1-bub3 complex; phragmoplast; kinetochore
Molecular function (GO): ubiquitin binding
Source: RefSeq, a predicted model, not a curated record